GAGUCUCCAGCUGAUCUUCACUACAAUUGAUAACAAUCAAAUCAUUCUCUGCCUAAUUUCCAAUCUUCUGCUAGGGUUUUCAGUUUCAGUUUUUUGAUUCCCCGGAAGAGAUGCGGCCCAAUUGCUGUCAUGUAUCCAUUGCAUUUCUGCUCAAGUUCUUCAAUUUCCUCCUUGCCUUCAUCGGCAUCUCCAUCAUUCUCUAUUCCGCCUGGAUGCUCGAUCAAUGGAACCAUCACCUUCCCGCCUCCCCGCCGCCGUUCCCUGCUCCCUCCUCCUCCUCCUCCUCGGCUUCUUCUAUCGUCUAUUCCCGAUCUCAUUCAGUUAGUACUCUUAAUCUCGCCACCGAUGUGGCCUCUCAGAUGGACGCCGGCCUCGGGUUUUACUUGAAUUCCGUCGACCUCCCUGCCCCUUGGUUCAUCUACUCUUUUAUGGGAGUCGGCGCCAUUUUAUGUUGCAUCACUUUCAUCGGUUGCAUUGCAGCUGAAGCCAUCAACGGUUGUUGCCUGUGCUUUUAUACUGUCCUCAAAGUUGUACUCAUUCUGGUGGAAGCAGCUUUGAUUGCUUUCAUUGCAAUUGAUCGUCAUUGGGAAAAGGAUAUUCCAUUUGAUCCAACUGGAGAAGUUCAAAGCAUGCGAGCUUUUAUUGAGGACAACAUUGAGAUAUGUAAAUGGGUUGGCAUAGCAGUGCUUGUAAUUCAGGCUGUGUCUCUACUGCUUGCCAUGGUUCUGCGUGGGUUUGGUUUCCACUCCAAAGAGCGAUAUUGAUGGUGAGGAUGAUUACGAGAGUGGUAGAAGUAGAAGGUGGGAACCACUCUUGGGUCAACCAGGUCAAACAUCUGGAUCAGGGAACGGAUCAGACAUUUGGAGCUCGAGAAUGAGGGAAAAGUAUGGACUGAACAGCAACGACAAACCUGGUUUAAAUACGUCAAUGAGCAUGAAAUCCAAGUGAGGAAAGCUGGCGCUUUCCUGCAGGCCAAAGGAAGUGACUGUUGCUAUGAUUUGUGAGUUUGUCGAGUCUCUCUGCGAGUAAGGUAUAUGUUUGCCUUUGUGUGGCGGAGUAAGUUGUGUGUGUAUAUAAACGGAUGGAAGAUUUUAGGAUCUUGUCUGACUAGUUUUGCUGUCUGCUGAUUGGGUGUUUGUUUCUGCUGUAAAUUGCAGAAGUUGAUCGUUUCUUUGUUUGUCUACGAAUGUAUCUGUGGGUAAGGCAGUCGAUAAUUCGAGUGGCGACAUUCUCUACAUAUAUUACUCUGAUGUGUGUGGGUGUGAGUCUGUAUCAAUAAUUUGCAUUCGUUUUGUUUUCCUUCAGUUCUUUGUGAUUUGCUAGUUAUUUGUCUUUGCAGUCUUGAGUUAAUUGUCCCGAAGCUGCA
Molecule: messenger RNA, 1366 nt
Organism: Linum tenue
Lineage: Eukaryota; Viridiplantae; Streptophyta; Magnoliopsida; Malpighiales; Linaceae
Source: the annotation of a GenBank genome assembly